CUUCCCCUCUCCCUGUGCAACCAGGCUGUCAACACCAGACUCUAGGCCUCUGCCAGUGAUCUAUGGACCUCAGGGCCCCCGAGCUUCAGCCUGCUCAGGUAGGGCCAUGAGUGUGAUAGGGCGAGGUGUGACUGAGCAUGAGAGUGACAGUGAGCAUGUGAGAGCAGGAGGGGGUGACAGUGUGAGUGCGUGUGUGAGUGUGGCUGUGAACGUGCAUGAGGAUGUGUGCAGGUGAGCAUCUACAUGAGUGCAGGUGUGAGUGUGCCACAUUGUGUGUGAAUGAGUGUGUGAGUGUAUCUGGAGCCUGGGCUCUCCUUAGCUGCGGGGGAGCCGGGCUCAGGGAGGAGCUCCCUCUGGCUCAAGAGAAUACAGUGAUCUGAGAGCCAAAUUCCAGCCUGGAGUGGGAGGGGGUCAGCUCACCUUUGCUUCUACAGUCCCUUAAGGGCUGGUUGGAGUGGGGAAAAAGCAGAGAAGCAGCAGUUUAGGAAAAAAGGUAUGUAGUGGUUGGAUCAUGAAGAGGACUUGGAGUCUGUGGCCCUGUGGGGGCUCAGAACACUGUCAGAUUAUUUCGGUAUGUGUCAUUUCCCGGCAAGCUGAGACCCUCAGAAGAGAAGCAGUUGCCUCCCCUUGGUCCCUUUCCUCCUCCUGGGCCUAGGAGAGCUGCGAGCCCCUGUGGGCAAGAGGUGAGGACUGUUCUCUUGGAUCUGUGGCCAGGUGGAAGCUCUCCAAAGUCUUGGGGGAUGGGGAGGGUAUGGAGGCUCACCAGCACCUUGCUGGAGGGCCCUCACCCAUAGGCAGGAAGGACAGAGCAGACGUCUCUCUGGUACCCACUCCUACCAACGCACUGACCCUGGAGGGUUACUGCUUCGUGUGGGGUAAGAUGGAGAACCUGGGAGGUUGGAAGCUGGUGAGAUUUAGGAACUGGGAGCCUGCAGUGUGUGGAGGUUGUGGGGGUGGAAUGUGUGUUUGGUGUGAGUGCUGGGGUCUGCGUGUUGGUGUGAGGAGGUGAGAGGCUGUCUGAGUUUGCCUUUGUAUCUGUAAGAUUGUAUGUUUCAAUCCCUGUAGGUGUGACUGUUUAUGUCUUUUUGUGAGUGAGGACCUGUCUGUGUGAUCACAUGAGUGUGUACGAUCUGUAUUUGAGAGUGCAUGUGUGUGGAAGCAUGCUAAUUGUGUGGGAGAGGUGAAAGAUGAUUGACAGGGAAGGGGCGGAGGGUGGGAGCCCACACUGAGUGCACAGUUUCAUCCUUCCUCAGGCUCUGCUUGUCAUGGCUGAAAUCCCCUGGACUGCAUUGGGACCAUACUGCUGAGAGUCUGGUUGCUGGGCUUCAGCUGACAGAACAUCAGAGCCCCAGGAUGGGAUAGCCACAAGUUGGGAAGGUGAGGCAGGGUGAGGGGCUUGAUGAUGGGGAGCAGGCAGAAAGAACAGGCUGCAGAGCUAGGGCUGCUGGAGCCUGAUGUCUGGUCCAAGUUCCAGCUCCUCCACUCAUGGGGUGAGCUGGGGCAAGUCACUUCACUCUCUGAGCCUCAGUUUCCUCAUCAGAACAAUGGGCCUGUACACUAAGCAUUAUCCACCCCAAAUCCUAGAAGCCUGCCUUCUCCUCCUGGCUCUGGGAAGUUGACCAUUGGAGGCCUGGGACACUGGCCUGUCUGGAGGCUGGGGAAGUAUGAGACGACCCCUUCUUCCCUUCCCUGCGCCCAGAAGGCCUGACUUGUCCUACUGCACCCCUCCCAUCACAGUGAUCUGUGUGGGCUCAUAACAACAUAAGCUAGACGGUGAUCCUGUAUCACCUUCCUGCAUUCUGGGAGGCUCGGCCUCCAACUCCCAGACCAGGGAAUGGUCUCCACUCCUCCAAUCCUUCCCAGGUUCAGAAGCAGGAAUGGGGGAAGUCCUGCCUGUCCCCUCUCUGACUUUACUUUCCCUUUCUAGAGCAGGGGUAUUCUGGGAUGGGAGGACUGAGUGUCCCUGCUGCCUGGUCCUCAGAGUUGGCUAGCUCCCCCCAUGCCCCUCAUUCCCCCGCCUGCUCGCCUGUAGAGCUGUGGCCCGGGCAGCUGUCCGGCUGAGUGGGUUAGCAACACAAGACAGAUGGCGAGGGAUUAUCUCAGCUUCUCAGAGCACGAUGGUGGCAGCGGCGGGGGUGGGGGGAAGGCUCUCACACCCUCCCCAUGUGUGUGUACACACACACACACAAAUGCACACAUGCAGCUCCCCGCUCCUGCCCCAGACCCAGCCCAGCCUCCUGCUAUUUAUGAGGCGGGCAGGAAGACAAGAGGAGAGAUGAGAUUAUGAGAAUUGGUGAGAACCGUGGGACUUGGCAAUCUUGUCCCUGCCCCACUUGGCUCCCAGACCACAGGCUGAACCAGCUUCUCAGGCCCUUCUUGGACCCUGCCCCUGCUAUUGUGAUUUCUCUGCAGCUGCCACCACUGGGAAUGGUACAUUCAGGAGGGCAUGGUUUUACAGAGAAGUUUGAGGCCCAGAGAUGUGCGAGCUGCACUCAAAGUCACACAGCAAGUUUGGUUCAUUAGCAGGGUCUAGAGGAGUCCCAGGAGCAGCCAGGACAGGCGGAAGCAGUGGCUGCCAUGGAGGAGGACAAGCUCUUAUCUGCAGUGCCUGAGGAAGGCGAUGCCACCCGUGACCCCGGUCCAGAGCCUGAAGAGGAGCCAGGGGUCCGGAAUGGGAUGGCCAGUGAGGGCCUGAACAGCAGCCUCUGCAGCCCAGGGCACGAGCGAAGGGGCACCCCAGCGGACACUGAGGAACCCACGAAGGACCCAGAUGUGGCCUUCCAUGGCCUCAGCCUUGGCCUCUCUCUCACCAAUGGCCUAGCCCUGGGGCCAGACUUGAACAUUCUGGAAGAUUCAGCGGAGUCCAGGCCCUGGAGGGCUGGCGUGCUGGCAGAGGGGGACAAUGCUUCCAGGAGCCUCUACCCAGAUGCUGAGGACCCUCAGCUGGGGUUGGAUGGUCCCGGGGAGCCAGAUGUGCGGGAUGGCUUCAGCGCCACGUUUGAGAAGAUUCUGGAGUCAGAGCUGCUGCGGGGCACCCAGUACAGCAGCCUCGACUCCCUAGACGGGCUGAGCCUCACGGAUGAGAGCGACAGCUGCGUCAGCUUCGAGGCCCCCCUCACACCCCUCAUCCAGCAGCGGGCCCGUGACAGCCCUGAGCCAGGGGCUGGGUUGGGCAUUGGGGACAUGGCGUUUGAGGGGGACAUGGGGGCAGCUGGUGGUGAUGGGGAGCUGGGCAGCCCCCUGCGGCGCUCCAUCUCCAGCAGCCGCUCUGAGAAUGUCCUGAGCCGCCUGUCUCUCAUGGCCAUGCCCAAUGGAUUCCAUGAAGAUGGCCCUCAGGGCCCAGGGGGGGAUGAGGAUGAUGAUGAGGAGGACACGGACAAGUUGCUGAACUCAGCCAGUGACCCCAGCCUGAAGGAUGGCCUGUCAGACUCAGACUCUGAGCUCAGCAGCUCGGAGGGGUUGGAGCCUGGUAGUGCAGACCCUCUGGCCAACGGGUGCCAGGGGGUCAGUGAAGCUGCUCAUCGGCUGGCACGCCGUCUCUACCACCUCGAGGGCUUCCAGCGCUGUGAUGUGGCCCGGCAGCUGGGCAAGAACAACGAGUUUAGCAGGCUGGUGGCCGGGGAGUACCUCAGUUUCUUCGACUUCUCGGGCUUGACUCUGGACGGAGCACUCAGAACAUUCUUGAAGGCCUUCCCGCUGAUGGGGGAGACACAAGAGCGUGAGCGGGUCCUCACACACUUCUCCCGCCGGUACUGCCAGUGCAACCCUGAUGACAGCACUUCGGAAGAUGGGAUCCACACGCUCACCUGUGCCCUGAUGCUGCUCAACACGGACCUGCACGGCCACAACAUUGGCAAAAAGAUGUCCUGUCAGCAAUUCAUUGCCAACUUGGACCAGCUGAAUGAUGGCCAAGACUUUGCCAAAGACCUGCUGAAGACCCUUUACAACUCCAUCAAGAAUGAAAAGCUGGAAUGGGCCAUUGAUGAGGAUGAGCUGAGGAAAUCCCUGUCUGAGCUGGUGGAUGACAAGUUCGGGACAGGCACGAAGAAGGUGACGCGAAUCCUGGAUGGUGGCAACCCCUUCCUGGAUGUCCCACAGGCGCUCAGUGCCACCACCUACAAGCACGGCGUCCUGACCCGGAAGACUCACGCUGACAUGGAUGGCAAGAGGACGCCCCGUGGGAGGCGUGGCUGGAAGAAAUUCUACGCAGUGCUCAAAGGGACCAUCCUGUACCUGCAGAAGGAUGAGUACAGGCCUGACAAAGCUCUAUCGGAGGGUGACCUGAAGAACGCCAUUCGCGUGCAUCACGCUCUGGCCACCAGGGCCUCUGACUACAGCAAGAAGUCCAACGUGCUGAAGCUUAAGACAGCCGACUGGAGGGUAUUCCUCUUCCAGGCACCGAGCAAGGAAGAAAUGCUGUCCUGGAUCCUCAGGAUCAACCUGGUGGCAGCCAUCUUCUCUGCCCCGGCCUUCCCAGCCGCUGUCAGCUCCAUGAAGAAGUUCUGUCGGCCCCUGCUGCCCUCCUGCACCACCCGCCUCUGCCAGGAGGAGCAACUGCGGUCUCAUGAGAAUAAGUUGAGGCAGCUGACUGCGGAGCUGGCCGAACACAGGUGUCACCCAGUCGAGAGGGGCAUCAAGUCCAAGGAGGCCGAGGAGUACCGGUUGAAGGAGCACUAUCUCACCUUCGAGAAAAGCCGUUAUGAGACCUAUAUCCACCUCCUGGCUAUGAAAAUCAAAGUGGGCUCAGAUGAUCUGGAGCGGAUUGAGGCCCGGCUGGCCACUCUGGAAGGGGAUGACCCUUCUCUCCGGAAGACACAUUCAAGCCCUGCCCUCAGCCAGGGCCAUGUGACUGGCAGCAAAACCACAAAGGAUGCCACUGGGCCUGAUACUUAGCUGACAUGGAUUUGCAGACCCCAGGGUGGGCAGAUGUCUCCAGUGGGGUCAGUGAGCACAAUUCCAGCCAGGGGCCACUUGGACCAAGCUCCAGUCAGUUGAUGGGCAGCUAGAGGGGUGCAGAAAGCCUGUGGGCCCAGGAGAUGGAGAUGCCGUUUGUGGCGUUGAUCUCCUUGCGUCCUUGGGCAUCUCCGGGCAUCAGACCCUCUCCCUGGCCCUUGUUUUCCUCUCCACCAUGGAGCCUCAUUUUGUAGGCCAGUUGUGUGCAUGCUCUAGACACCACCUCGCUGGAGAAGCUGGAAGGGCUGUUGUCUUCCCAGGUCUUUCUCUUCUCAUCAAGCUCCUCUCCUCAUCUUUUUUGUGUGUGAGGGCAGGUCUUGACUCUAGGUCUCAGCUGGAACCCCACCCUUUCUCCUCCUCCUUCCUCUGAGUUGACCAGCAGCAGGUCUGCCGACCACCAGCACCAUCCUCUCCUCCCAGCAGCCUCCAGAACCAUGCCCAGGUCUCCUGCCUCACAUCACAAUAAUCUGGGACCCAGGCUUGUGCCCUUUCAGUGUAAAGCUGACUCCAUCACAUGUGCAUCCACUUCUUUUCAUCCAUUGAGAUCACACUGCCUCCUUUUUAUACAGACACAAAUAUACAUCUAUAAGAAUAAUAUAUACAUAAGGAACCCCUGAAAGAUGGUUUUGGAACUGGAAUCAGUUAGAGGAUGAAAUCAGAUAAAGGAAAAGCCUAUUUUGGAGCUUCCCCUGUUAGGAAGGAUGGCUGCACCUGGCCCCCUGGCAUUCCUGACGCUCUAGGAGGGAAGGGGGAGGCAGUGCUGGCCUCCCUUGCCCUGUUUUUCCCUCUUCCAGCUGACCUGUGACUUAUACUGCUCUUACCGAUGAUACUUUUGGAAAAAAUAGAGCGUGUAUGCACCGCCCCGUUUGUCCCAUGGAUAUCCUGGGGUGUGAGUCGGAUGGGACCACGGCCCUGUUUAUAUUUGGGUCUUUAUGUUGGUGCUGCCAGGUCUCUGAGCUCCAGAGGUGGCCUCUUGGACAGAUCUACUGCUAUAGGAAUAAAAGACACUCUGUCUCGCAAAUGGCUGCUUGUCAACAAGCCCAAAGAUGCUUGUCGGAGGACGGUUAUGGAAGCCCUUAAUUCUUGGUUGUGGGAAAAGGUGGAAUGACAAGUUAUUGAUUGUUUUUCUGUCGCUAUUUCUUUCAUUUGUCUAGUGAAUCAGAAAGGCUUAGCCAAGGCCACAUCUGGGAAGAGUGGAGAAAUUUGCCACUUGACGAUCACGGAUUAGCUAGCACCUUUAAGCCCUGCAUUUCUCCAACUGACAAGUGGGUGGGGGUGAUGGCACAUUCAGUGUGGCUAUGAAGAGCGAAUCCUCUCUAUUGUUUAAAUAGAUUACUGUAGUUUGGCCAGGAAUUUGGCGUCAGUGGUAACACACUUAGUUAAUAAAAUAAGCCAGGCUUGCAACUAAGUAUCUAACUUUACAGGCCCACUCACAUUUGAGGCAAGGGGCUAUUGAGUAUGUGGAGAGAUGUAGUGAUUUAAAUUCAGAUUAUUUAAGUUGGAUCAGCUGAAGUGUGUUUUAGACCCAAACCAUCUGGCCCCUUCGUUUUGCUCAGAGGAAGUAAAUGUUCACUUAAAUGAAAUUGAAAACGCCAUGUGGCACCACAAAAGAGCUCUCUGUACUUUCCCCAUGCUGCCUCAAAAGUUCUGUGAGUUUCGGGGUCAGUGUCCCACCCUUCACUUCCCGAGGGCGGGUGAGUGGAGAGCAGAGCCAGGAGCUCUGGCAGCUGUGGACAGAUGUGCUUCCUGAGCAUGGGUUGUGCCUCCCAUCAGUAAAAAAAUGUUUAGUUCACUUCCUUAAUUGUAUAAUUAUUUAUUUGUAAAUUAUAUACAUGUACUACUGUACUAAAAUAUUAUGUACAUUAUAAAACAUACACAAAAAUAGAAAUUUAAAAAAGAUGAGAUGAAAAUAAAUCUAAGUCAAAGUUCUAA
Molecule: messenger RNA, 6885 nt
Organism: Homo sapiens (human)
Lineage: Eukaryota; Metazoa; Chordata; Mammalia; Primates; Hominidae
Gene: PSD2
Product: pleckstrin and Sec7 domain containing 2
Exons: 15
Coding region: 2578-4893 (771 amino acids)
Biological process (GO): regulation of ARF protein signal transduction
Cellular component (GO): plasma membrane; cleavage furrow; ruffle membrane
Molecular function (GO): phospholipid binding; guanyl-nucleotide exchange factor activity
Source: RefSeq, a predicted model, not a curated record